UCCUUCUUUUGGUUCUCUUCGUCUCCGGCGACCUCUCUCUCUUUCUCUCUCGCCGUCUCAUUUGAGCUCUUUCUCUCUCCCUCUCGUUGCUCUUCGAUCUUCUUGUCUCUAGAUUUCGCUCUUUGAUCUCUCUCUGGCUACGCCUUUACCCAGGUGUAGUGGUGGUAGUCCUCCUUCAAGCUUCCUCUAUGGCGCUGCGUAGCAUUUUUCGGAGGAGCUCUGUUGACCAGAUCUCGUGUUUGGUUUUCCCAUCACUGGGACGAGCUUUCUCCUCUGAUGCGUCUCCGAGCAAACCUAUCCGGGCUACCCUAUUUCCAGGCGAUGGUAUUGGUCCUGAGAUUGCAGAAUCUGUUAAGCAGGUGUUUAAUGCAGCUGAGGUGCCUAUUGAAUGGGAAGAGCAUUUUGUGGCAGACACUGUUGAUCCGAGAACAGAGAGUUUUUUGACAUGGGAAAGUUUGGAGUCUGUGCGAAGAAAUCGUGUGGGGUUGAAAGGGCCCAUGGCUACACCUAUUGGAAAAGGCCACAGGUCUUUGAACCUUACACUAAGAAAGGAGCUUGGUUUGUAUGCAAACGUCCGUCCUUGCCACAGCCUCAGUGGCUAUAAAACCCGAUAUGACAAUGUCAAUCUCGUCACCAUCCGUGAGAACACAGAAGGGGAAUAUAGUGGCUUGGAACACCAGGUGGUGCGCGGUGUUGUAGAAAGUCUCAAGAUCAUCACCCGUCAGGCAAGUUUAAGGGUGGCAGAGUAUGCUUUUCAUUAUGCCAAGGCCAAUGGCCGACAAAGAGUCUCCGCCAUACACAAAGCCAAUAUUAUGAGGAAGACUGAUGGUCUCUUCCUCAAGUGUUGCCGUGAGGUUGCUGAGAAGUAUCCUGAGAUAACUUAUGAGGAAGUCAUUAUUGACAACUGUUGCAUGAUGCUUGUGAAAAAUCCAUCACUUUUUGAUGUGCUAGUGAUGCCUAAUCUUUAUGGAGACAUAAUAAGUGAUCUUUGUGCUGGCUUGAUUGGCGGUUUGGGCCUAACUCCUAGUUGCAACAUCGGUGAAGGGGGCAUUGCUCUUGCAGAGGCUGUGCAUGGGUCUGCCCCAGAUAUUGCUGGCAAGAAUCUUGCAAAUCCGACGGCGCUCCUCCUCAGUUCAGUCAUGAUGUUGCGGCAUUUAAAUCUCAACGAUAAAGCUGAUCGAAUCCAUAAUGCCAUACUGAACACCAUUGCCGAAGGGAAAUACCGAACAGUUGAUCUCGGUGGCACCGCAUCCACAUCAGACUUCACAAAAGCAUUGUGCGAUCAUCUCUAAAAGCCUUCCGUCUUUUGGUAUAGACAAUCAGUGCAGUUGAUAAUUGAUGAACUUAUUUUUCCGGCCACACAUUGCUUGAGCUGCAAAUGCUCAAGUUCAAUUUUAAAUAAUUCUUCAUCAUUUCAUUUGAAUUUCUUUCAACUUUGUUCAACUUGUUUGUAAUAAUCUGCCAAUGCUCACAAAUGUUAACAAUUUCUUUUGGUUAAUUUGUUGAAGAGUUUUCAAAUUGAGUUUGUACCCAUGAAAACUGCCACCCGUUCCAAAUAUAAAUUAUUAUUUACUUGUUCCCAUUUGAA
Molecule: messenger RNA, 1588 nt
Organism: Dioscorea cayenensis subsp. rotundata (Guinea yam)
Lineage: Eukaryota; Viridiplantae; Streptophyta; Magnoliopsida; Dioscoreales; Dioscoreaceae
Product: isocitrate dehydrogenase [NAD] catalytic subunit 5, mitochondrial-like
Exons: 8
Coding region: 189-1292 (367 amino acids)
Biological process (GO): tricarboxylic acid cycle; isocitrate metabolic process
Cellular component (GO): mitochondrion
Molecular function (GO): isocitrate dehydrogenase (NAD+) activity; NAD binding; magnesium ion binding
Source: RefSeq, a predicted model, not a curated record